Molecule: messenger RNA, 3056 nt
Organism: Pieris brassicae (large cabbage white)
Lineage: Eukaryota; Metazoa; Arthropoda; Insecta; Lepidoptera; Pieridae
Product: F-box/LRR-repeat protein 20
Exons: 13
Coding region: 194-1489 (431 amino acids)
Biological process (GO): SCF-dependent proteasomal ubiquitin-dependent protein catabolic process
Cellular component (GO): SCF ubiquitin ligase complex
Molecular function (GO): protein binding
Source: RefSeq, a predicted model, not a curated record
UUUAAAUGACAAUCAUGUUUACUUCCGAAAAAUUUCCGAACGAAUUUCAAAGUAAAACGAAGUUCGAAGAACAUACAGCGAAAAAAUUAAAAACAUCAUCCAUAUUUGCUGAUUUCUCGCUUGUUCCUUGCGUUAGUGUUUAAAAGUGUGCUGAUAUUCUUACAUAGUGGCCAAAGUGACGCCAUACCCCAGUAUGAGUUAUUCCACUCGGAAUAAAUUCGAGUUCGCGCGGUUUUCGGGAGAAGAUGAGAACCAUAUAAAUAAAAAAUUACCAAAAGAAUUGCUCCUCCGAAUAUUGUCUUACUUAGACGUGGUCUCGCUAUGUCGCUGUGCACAGGUGUCUAAAUUAUGGAAUAUUCUCGCUCUGGAUGGCUCCAAUUGGCAGAGGAUCGAUCUUUUUGACUUCCAGAGGGAUGUUGAGGGUUCCGUUAUUGAGAAUAUAUCACACAGAUGCGGGGGCUUCCUUCGGCAAUUGUCGUUACGUGGAUGUGAGAGUAUUGCAGAUGGGUCUAUGAAGACUCUUGCACAGUCUUGCCCCAAUAUCGAAGAUCUGAAUCUGAAUAAGUGUAAGAAGGUCACAGACCACACGUGUCAAGCCCUUGGAAGGAGGUGUAGCAAGCUGCAGAGAAUAAACCUAGACUCGUGUCCAAGUGUAACAGACAUAUCCUUGAAAGCGCUAUCAGAUGGAUGUCCACUUUUGACACAUGUAAAUGUGUCUUGGUGUCAGUCGAUAUCGGAAAAUGGGGUCGAGGCUUUGGCGAGGAGUUGUCCGAAAUUGAAGAGUUUCAUUUGCAGAGGUUGUAAAAAUGUUAACGAUCGCGCCGUGUCCUGUCUGGCGACAUUUUGUGUAGAUCUGGAAGUGCUCAAUGUUCAGGGCUGCGAUAAUCUGACAGACGAUUCGAUAUCGAAACUGGGUGGUGCCAUGCGUCGUCUAUGCUUGUCGGGUUGUACCCGUCUGACAGACACGUCUCUCUGCGCUUUGGCUGCAAAGUGUCCUGAUUUGGUCACGUUGGAGUUGGCUCAAUGCGCCCAGCUGACGGAUGCGGGGUUCCAGGCUCUUGCAAGGAGCUGUCGAAUGCUUGAACGAAUGGACUUAGAGGAAUGUGUUCUCAUUACUGACACCACCUUGGUGCAUUUGGCCAUGGGCUGUCCGCGACUAGAGAAACUUACAUUAUCACAUUGCGAAUUAAUAACGGAUUAUGGAAUCAAACAACUGUCAAUGUCGCCAUGCGCAGCGGAACACCUCACUGUGUUAGGAUUAGAUAACUGCCCGUUGGUGACGGAUGGCGCGUUGGAGCAUUUGAUCUCGUGUCACAAUCUUCAGCUCAUUGAGUUGUACGACUGUCAGAUGGUGACGAGGAAUGCGAUACGAAAAUUGAGGAAUCACCUACCGAAUAUCAAGGUGCACGCUUAUUUCGCGCCCGUGACUCCGCCGGUGGCAGGUGGCGGCGCGAGGCCACGCUACUGCCGCUGUUGUAACAUCAUAUGAAACACACUUUGUAUGUUUAGGUAACGGAAUUUUUGACAUGUGUCAGUAGUCACUUUGGUAUUUGACAUGUGUCAGUAGUCACUUUUGUAUUUGACAUAUGUCUGUAGUCAUUUUCGUAUUUGAAAUGUUUUUUCGGUCACUUUGGUAUUUGACAUGUGUAAGUUCACUUUGGUAUUUGAUAUGGUUCAUUAGUCACUAUGAUAUUUGUCAGGCACUGACCAUUUAUUGUUACGUCGACAUGUAUUGCCAUAUGGGGGCCGUUCAAGUAUUCUGUAACCAGAUUUACUGCAAUUUUUCUCCGCGCCCUCCCUCUUCUUCUAUUGUCAGCAAAAAUAAGCAUAAAUGAUAGUACAUAAACGUAUUCAUUUUUUGUAGGAAUCCUCGAAAAUGUAUUUUCAAGCAUUGACAAUGUGUGAUGAUGUACUUCAACGGCCUCGUGUCGGUAGUCCUAUGGACGGUAUUGACACAUGUCGAUUGUAGCUUGGAGCUUAAUCUGUCAUCCAUAGCUAAGAUAAUAUGACAUAAAUGAAACUUCCAUGUUUUUCAGUUUUUACAUACCACUUUUAAUUAACUUCUAUAGUUAAAUCAAUGACAAGUUUAAAAAGCUUUUAAUAAUUAUUACAUUUAUAAAACUGUUUUAACCCUCAUUUAAUUGGUUACGAUUUUAUUGUUUUUUAGCUGUGGUUGCAAUAUUUAAUAGAUUUUCUGUUUAAAUUUUUUCAUUGACAUUCAGUUUGUCAAAGAGCUGGCAAGACAUUGCCAGCCUUUAACGUUUUAGUUUGUAAGACUAUUAUUAUAUUUAUAUAUCAUUAAAUAAUUGUUUAACACAGUUACUUCGAAAUGUAAAUAAUAAUAAAACGCGUUCUUGUACAAUAGACGAGUUGUAUAAAUGUUGUAAACAAAUGUAAAAUAAAUGUUUGUAUAACUGUCAGAAGUUAUAUUGAAUUGACAUUGCCGAUGAAAUGUAAUGUCUAGUGUUGUUAAUGUCAAACUUGGACGACUGUCAUAAGUAAUAUCAAAAAGUGACAUUAACGAUGACAUUUGACAACUUAACUCUGCGGAUUGAGAAGUGUAUAGAAGUUGUAAUUGCUAAAAUAUCUUGACGAUACUGUUACGUCAUUAUAGUUCGAUAUCUUGAUACUCAGUAAAAUACUUUUUUGUGAUUAAAUGAAAUUGCUACAUCUUUAUUUUCGGUCAUCUUUCCGCACAGACUAUAAAUCUUUAAAAUUACGUAAUCGUUUUGUAAAUACAAAACUUGGCAUGUCAUAAUUGAGUUUUCCAUGUCCGAUUUUGACAUAUGUCAUAAUAGACUUGUCAAUGUCAGAUCGUAAAUAAGUUUAACGUAAAAUAAGGCGACCAUAUGCUUAUGUAUAUAUAAUAUAGCUUUUCGUGUAUACUGUAGUUCUAUGUGUAAUUAGUGGCCGGUUUUCCCGGUGAAAAUGGUUAAGAGGUAACGUUUAAGCAGAUGCGGUCUGCCCCAUAACCUACUGGUGGGGCAUGGGACAUAUUUUUCUAUUUAUAAUUAUUUUUGUAUAAUAGUCAAAUAAAUGAUGCAUUUUUUUAUUGU